CAUUUGUGUGUGUUUUAAUUGUUGUUGAUAGAAAUUGUUUUUGUAUACAACAGAUAAGGUCAACAUCAUGAACGAAAACAAACGAAAAAGGGAUGGUGGUGUUGGUCCACAAAUAAAGACUCAAAUGCCCCGUACCAAUAAGUUGGUAGAUAUAAACCGAAAAUUAUCUGAUGCCCAAAGGAGUAGAAUUAUGAAAACUCCAUUCCGAUAUCUGGUGGACAUGAAGACCUAUAUAGGAAUGAAUGGUACUUUAUUGAAGGAAUUAUUGCAUAGGUGGGAUGCAAGUAGCUUAGGAUUUAGAGUAGGCGUUAGAACUGUGGCCUUUAAACAUCUAGACCUUUGUUUGGCUCUAGGUUUGCCUAUUUUAGGAGAAUCUUUGCCGGAAUCAAUAGAUAGUGAUAGUCAUGUUAGAACAUUGUUUGAUGUAAAUGAAGUUAUUGAUAUUGAUAGUGUACAUUCAAAGUUGAAGGUCCUUCAAGAAGAGGACAACAUAGAUGAUUUUUGUAGAGUUUACAUCCUAUUUGCCUUGUGUGUCUUAUAUUUUCCGAAAUCACAUGGUAAAAUUAAAAAAGAAUUCUUUAACCUUGUUGAUGAUUUAGACGCUCUUAGUACCUAUAAUUGGGGUGUCGCUGUUUACGAUGAUUUAAUGGAACACUUUAGUAGUGCGGCGUCAAAAUACCAUCAACAAAAGAAUGAUACAGUUUUACACAUUUCUGGUUGCUCAGCCGUAUUGCAGAUAUGGGCGGUUGAACAUUUAAGCCUAUGUAGUGGACCAAAUAAGUGUUUUCCACGCAUUAAUAAUUGGACCAAAGUGGAGGGAGGACAUGUUGUAAUCUCAAACAUUUUUUCAAAUGUGAAGUUGGUUGAGGAAUUGGUUCCAACGCAAGAAGACAUGAAAAAUGAUGUCUUUGUUAAAGCCGUUAACCAUUUUGAAGUUGGUAUUGGAGAUGGUGCAUACCCUUUAUUUGAUGUGCAAGCUUAUAUGGCUGAACAUCAAAGGUUGGUGGGCGAACAAAAAGAUUUGCUUUCCCGUGUUUCAAUCCUUGAGGAUGAUAUGAGGAUAUUAAAAGAAAAUAGUGUUCACGGUAGGGAAAAUAUUUCAAAAGAAAAUGAUGAUGGGAUGAAGUUGGAUGAUGAAGGUGUUGGGGAAGAGGAAAAAAAAAUGGAAGAAGAAAAUGAUGAUGGGAUGAAGUUGAAUGAAGAAGAUGUGGCUGUAGAGGAAAAAAAAAGGGAAGAAGAAAAUGAUGAUGGGAUGAAGUUGGAUGAUGAAGUUAUGGCUGAAGAGAAAAAAAAAAGGGAAGUAACGAUUAAGUCACAUUUGAAAAGGCUGUAUUUGUUCUGCACACAUGAAAAGGCUAAAGAUAUGGUGAUAUGUGAGGUAGAUGAAAUGCGUUUAUCCGGGGUGUUUUUCCAAUGCAUGAAGGCGAGGAAGUGGGUCAACUCAAAUGUUAUUAAGAUUGCUGCCAAGACUAUGAUGUAUGAUGAAGUUCGAAAACAUGGUUGUGUGAAGCGCUUAAUUUUGAGUAAUUAUUUUUCGUUUGAGGUGGUUGAAGAUUUAAAGGCACAUCCCGAAGGACGUAAAAUCAAAUGGACUGAGCGGAAAUUCAAGAUAUAUAUGCCUUGUUGGACCAAGACACUUGAGGCGUUGUGGUUAUCUGACUUUGUAUUUGCACCAACCCAUUUCGAGGACCACUGGACAUGUUACGUCUUGGACCAUAGGAAGAGGAAAAUGUAUGUGCUGGACUCGUUAUACAAUGAUAGAAAUGGCCCAAGGCAGCAUUUGGAUAAUGCGAUGAAAGUACGUUUUGAAGGGGUAUUGGAAUUUAUGAAUAAAGUACCGAACAAUAAAGCAAAUAUGUUGGCACCUUCGUUGGAGGUUGUAGUGGUGGAUUUACCAAAGCAAAAAAAUUGUCAUGAUUGUGGCGUUUAUGUCCUUAAGUACUUGGAGAUGUGGGAUGGUCAAGCAAAAUGGGGGCAGAAGAGUAUGCCCGACUAUUCAUUGGAGGAUAUCCUUCGGAUUCGCAGUGACAUUGUUUGUCGUUUGGUGCUUCAUGAAGAAAAUAAGCUGAGAAGUUUUGUAUUAGAUAAUGCAAUGUUACCCGCGGACUUAUUGAUCGAUUAAACAUACAUUUUCUAACUUAAUUGUGGUCGAUUGUUAGUGAUGUACAUUUGACGAAGACAUACUUUUUUUGGUUAUUGAUGGUCAUCUAUAAAAGAUUAUACUUGUUCA
Medicago truncatula (barrel medic) is the source of this 2230-nucleotide messenger RNA. RefSeq lists its product as uncharacterized. Gene Ontology annotation, molecular function: cysteine-type peptidase activity. The coding region runs from base 68 to 2122 and encodes 684 amino acids. Gene Ontology annotation, biological process: meristem maintenance; proteolysis; meristem development. The transcript has 11 exons. The record is from RefSeq and is a predicted model, not a curated record. Lineage: Eukaryota; Viridiplantae; Streptophyta; Magnoliopsida; Fabales; Fabaceae.